UGAACUAAACCCGGAGCCAACAUGACCAGCAACCCGAGUGAAAACGGGGCUACUACUGAGGCACAAAGUCAGGAAGCCGAGCUGAGCUCUCCGUCUCGGGCUUCGGCCAGAUGGGGUCCUCAACACGCAGGCGCUCGGGAGCUCGCAAAUUUGUACUCCCCAGGUAAGAGGUGUCAGGAAUGGAUCAGUGUUAUUUUCUGUUUCACGCUCAUGGCCUUUAAUUUCUUUUACCUCCUCGCCCAGUUCCACCUGGGCCAUGUCUGGUACAUCCUUCUGGGAAUUGUGGGAGGAAUCCUUACUGCAGACUUUGCCUCUGGGCUGGUCCAUUGGGGGGCUGACACGUGGGGGUCUGUGGAUCUGCCCAUCGUUGGAAAGGCAUUCAUCCGUCCGUUUCGGGAACAUCAUAUCGAUCCCACAGCCAUCACACGGCACGAUUUCAUAGAGACUAAUGGUGAUAACUGCAUGCUGACGAUCAUUCCGCUGGCUAACAUGGCCUACAACUUCCACACUCUAACACCAGUGGAGAUUUAUCAUAUCUUCCCCUGGUAUUGCUACUUGUAUUCUUUGGCCAUCUUUGUGACACUGACUAAUCAGAUCCAUAAGUGGUCUCACACCUAUUAUGGGCUGCCACGCUGGGUCACGUUCUUGCAGGACUGCCACAUCAUCCUCCCUCGCAAACACCACAGAGUUCAUCAUGUGUCACCUCAUGAGACCUAUUUCUGCAUUACUACAGGCUGGUUGAACUACCCACUGGAGAAGCUUGGCUUCUGGAGGAAUCUGGAGGAACUCAUCCAGAGCCUGACAGGAGAGAAGCCCAGAUCAGAUGACUUGAAAUGGGCCCAAAAAACCCAGUAACAUUCCUCUAGUGCCAGCGUCCCUCUCCUACCUCAUACCUCUGCAAAGAGGUCCAGCCUCCAUCUCCUCCUCAUUCAGCUCCCCAGUGUUCACCCAGCCAGUGGGGCUGAUAAGAAACUGAAUGAUUCAGAUAAUGCAAAAGCUUCCAGCCCACAAAGAGAAGAAAGGAGGAAAGAAGUGGAGAGUGUGAUUGCAAGCAAUACUUCUCUGCACUUCUCAUCCAUCAACAGUUAUCAAAUCUGUUUUUAUACUCAACGGUUUUCUCCCUUUUCCCUGCACAAAGAAGCCAUUUUACCUCUGGCAUAGGGGUAUUAAGCAUCCAAAAAUGCUCUGUAGAAAGCAAAAUGAAAAAUCCACAUUUAAAAAAAAAAAAAAAA
This is a messenger RNA of Ictalurus punctatus (channel catfish), 1232 nucleotides long. It is a transcript of the gene peds1b, whose product is annotated as plasmanylethanolamine desaturase 1. Gene Ontology annotation, molecular function: oxidoreductase activity. The record is from RefSeq and is marked provisional. NCBI's taxonomy places the organism in Eukaryota, Metazoa, Chordata, Actinopteri, Siluriformes, Ictaluridae.